Messenger RNA from Trichechus manatus latirostris (Florida manatee), 1541 nucleotides. It is a transcript of the gene CADM3, whose product is annotated as cell adhesion molecule 3. The record is from RefSeq and is a predicted model, not a curated record. The transcript is spliced from 9 exons. NCBI's taxonomy places the organism in Eukaryota, Metazoa, Chordata, Mammalia, Sirenia, Trichechidae. Bases 91 to 1215 code for a protein of 374 amino acids. Gene Ontology annotation, cellular component: presynaptic membrane.
CCAGGCUACUGGCAGGAGCAGGAUUUGGAGCUGGGAACUCUGGCUCCACUCGACGAAGCCAUCAGCUCCUCAGUCUGGAGCAGCCCUGACAUGCUGGCCAGUCAAGACAGUCAGCCCUGGACAUCUGAUGAAACAGUGGUGGCUGGUGGCACCGUAGAACUCCAGUGCCAAGUGAAAGAUCAUGAGGACUCAUCCCUGCAGUGGUCCAACCCUGCCCAGCAGACUCUCUACUUUGGGGAGAAGAGAGCCCUCCGAGAUAACCGGAUUCAGCUGGUCCGCUCUACACCCCAGGAGCUCACCAUCAGCAUCAGCAAUGUGGCUCUGGCAGACGAAGGGGAGUACACCUGCUCAAUCUUCACCAUGCCUGUGCGAACCGCCAAGUCCCUCGUCACUGUGCUCGGAAUCCCACAGAAGCCCAUAAUCUCUGGUUACAAGUCACCGUUACGGGAAAAAGAUCACACUACCCUAUACUGUCAGUCUUCUGGAAGCAAACCUGCAGCCCAGCUCAGCUGGAAGAAGGGUGAACAAGAGCUCCAUGGAGAACCAACUCGAGCACAGGAAGAUCCCAAUGGUAAAACCUUCACUGUAAGCAGCUCAGUGACCUUCCAGGUUACCCGGGAGGAUGACGGUGCAAUCAUUGUGUGCUCUGUGAACCAUGAAUCUCUACAGGGAGCUGAUAGAUCCACCUCUCAGCGCAUCGAAGUUUUAUACACACCAACGGCGAUGAUUAGGCCAGACCCUCCACAUCCUCGCGAGGGCCAGAAGCUGUUGCUACACUGUGAGGGUCAUGGCAAUCCUGUCCCCAAGCAGUACCUAUGGGAGAAGGAGGGCAGCGUGCCCCCCUUGAAGAUGACGCAGGAGAGAGCCCUGAUCUUCCCCUUCCUCAACAAGAGUGACAGUGGCACAUAUGGCUGCACAGCCACCAGCAACAUGGGCAGCCACAAGGCCUACUACACUCUCAAUGUUAAUGACCCCAGUCCGGUGCCCUCGUCCUCCAGCACCUACCAUGCCAUCAUCGGCGGGAUCGUGGCUUUCAUUGUCUUCCUGCUGCUCAUCCUGCUCAUCUUCCUCGGCCACUACUUGAUCCGGCACAAAGGAACCUACCUGACACACGAGGCAAAAGGCUCUGACGAUGCUCCGGAUGCAGACACGGCCAUCAUCAACGCAGAAGGCGGGCAAUCGGGCGGGGAUGACAAGAAGGAAUAUUUCAUCUAAGGGUGCCCGCCCACUUCCUGUGCCCCCCAGGGGCCCCAUGGGGACUGCUGGGGCCAUCACCAACCUGGACUUGUACAGAGCGACCCCAGGGCCGCCCCUCCCGCUUGCUCCCUGGCCCACCCACCCCCUGUACAGAAUGUCUGCUUUGGGUGCGGUUUUGUACUAGGUUUGGAAUGGGGAGGGAGGCGGGCGGGGGGGAGGGGAGGGUUGCCCUCUGCCCUUUCCGUGGCUUCUCUGCGUUUGGGUUAUUAUUAUUUUUGUAACAAUCCCAAAUCAAAUCUGUCUCCAGGCUGGAGGGGCAGGGGCCCUGGGGUGAGGAAAGGAAA